AUGAAGCUAUUACAAUUCCCGUUAGGUCACUUCAAUACAGUAUCAGUCAGUCCUGAUAAUACUAAACUCAUAGCUGGAGGUGACUCCGUGUUGCAGGUGUAUGACAUGAACGGGUUAAUUAAGUAUGCUCAAUUGGAUCCUGCACCCAAACUCGACGACCUAAAGACAAUCAAACCAGUGCGGACAAUUACAUGCCACAAGGAUGCUGUGAACUGUGUUCAAUUCUUUCACAACUCAGAAGAAUUCAUAUCUGCCGAUACAGCAGGAUAUAUCUAUCAUCAUACGUCUUCAUCAGCCGUGCAAAUAUAUCCAUUUGGAAGUAAAACAGCAGUUGCAAUUGUCGACCUUUCAAUAUCUGCCGAUGACAAAAUUCUAGCGUGGUCAACAACAUCAGGUGAAGUCAACCUAUACUCCUUCCCCAGCCACAAAUACCAAAGGCUAACAUCGUCAUCCUCAAUUCAAAGAAGUGUUUCCUUUGAUCCUACAAAUAAUUACUUGGUGACUAUUGGUGACGACACGUUGAUUCACGUGUACCAAUACACCCAAUCUCCAUACAAGUUCAGGCAUAUCAGCAAAAUAUCUAGAUUGCUCAACAAAAACCGUCGUAAUGUCAAGUAUAAACGAAUUUCGUGGUCUCCUGAAGGUGAAUUGGUUGCCGUGCCGACAGCAUGCAAGAACCAAACUAUGGUCAUAUCAUUGAUAUCACAUACCAAUAACUGGAACACGAGUAUCAGUUUAGUUGGCCACGACCUGACCUGUCAAGUGGUUAAAUUUAAUCCAAAAUUAUAUGGCGAGGAUGACCUGGUAUAUAGCGUUGUUGCUAGUGGAGAUGGUGAUGGAACUGUAUGUGUGUGGAAUACAACCAAAGAUUCGCCAAUUAUUAUUUUGAAAAAUGUUGGCGAUGAUAUAAAAGAUUUGUGUUGGGUGGGCAGUAAUGCGGUGGUUUGGUGUGGUGGAAACGGAAUCUAUGUUGGCAAAUUUGAACAGUCAGAGUUAGGAGAUGAAGUUGAUGUCAAAGCAUUUGAAAGAUUAAUGAGUUUACAAAAGUCAUUGGUCAAAGAUAUCACCCAUAAAUAUGAUGAAAAUUAUAAACGAGGGGCUAAAGAGAUUGAUUACAUCGAAGAAGUCAAUGGAAUAGAUAUCAGACAUGAAGAGAAAGAGGUUAAAGUAGACGUUGAACCAACAAGUGUGGUACCUACUGACUCUGAAUCAUCCAAUGUCAAAGGCAAAAUAACCCCUCUGGUGCUUCUUCCACCCGAUCCAACGGCAACACCUCCACCGACUGAUAUUCUUGAUUCAGCAAUGUCAACCAGAAAAUCUCCAGCAAAAACUAAGUCAACUAAACCAGCUCCAUCAGCACAACCAAUAAUUACCAUGAAAAAUGGGAAACGUCGUAUUCAACCAAUGUUGAUAAGCUCAAACAAUUCAACUCCUGUAUUGGACCACAAAACAACAACCAACACAUCUGCACAAAAGCCAGUCACCUCCAUGGAAUUUGAUAAACCCAGUACUGUAAUCAGUACUGACCAUGUCAAGAAACGGCCAAAUCAAGACCAACAACAGCCAAGUAAAAAGCGUCAACAACUUGAACCAAUAAAAUUCAUUGGAACUCCAAUUGUGAAUCCAAGCACGGCAAUUUCGCAAAUUCGACUUGCAACCCCAAAAAUCAGACUUCAUUUCCAAAGUAAAUCUGGUGAAUUGACACUUGAUAUUAAAAAUGGUAGUGGUAAUGAAACCCAACCUUCCAGGGUAACAUGCAUUAAAAAAGAAAAGCCAGUCUGGACUGAUUUUUUAGCAAAACAUGUGGGUUUGGUUACUUCUGGUAAUGAUUUCUUUGCCAUCGCAUUAGCUGAUGGAAAUAUUAUCAUAUAUUCACAAAUUUCAGGGAUAAGAGUGUUCCCUACAUUAGUGUUGGGAAGCCCAAUUUCAUUUUUAGAAAGUUGCGAAAAUUACCUCAUGGCUGUCACUAAUAUCGGUGAGUUAUUUGUCUGGGAUAUACUGAACAAAAAAAGCGUGUUGACAUCAACAAUUACCCCAUUGUUAGAUUUAGGAAAGUAUGACGAUGAUGGAUUAUCAAAAUCUGAUCAUAUAACAUUAUGUGCUAUAACCACUACCGGGAUCCCCUUGAUUACAUUAUCCAAUGGAAAUGGCUACAUGUACAAUACUUCUCUUGCCAUUUGGCAAACAGUUUCUGAAUCAUGGUGGUGUUUUGGAAGUCAUUAUUGGAAUAGUGCAACUACAACCACACCAACAGAUUCAAUCAUCGAUAUGUUGGAACAUCAUACCAAUGAAGAAAUCUUAAGAAAGACAAGAACCGGUAGAGGUAAAUUAUUUAACAAAAUUAGUAAGAAUAUGAUCAUGAAAGAAGGGUUUGAAAGUUUGGAAAAUACAAUCAGUAUAAACCAUUUGGAAAAUAGAAUCAAAUGUGCGGAAAUUUUAGGGGAAAAGCAAGAGUUUAAGAAAUGGUUUAUGAUUUAUGUUGAACGAUUGUGUGAGUUGGGAUUGAAGGUGAGAUUGUUUGAAGUUUGCCUGGAAUUGUUGGGACCAAACGAGUCACAAGGUAAUGGGUCAAAAGAGAUUGCAAUUAUGAACAAUGGCAAUACCACUAGUUCAGAGUGGAACCCAAAUAUCUGUGGCUGGGAUAAACAUACUUUACUCAAAGAUAUAAUAACCACAUGUUCUAUCCAUCGUGACGCACAACGUGUUCUUAUUCAUUUUGGAGAACUACUUGCAUUGGUUUAG
Messenger RNA from Spathaspora passalidarum NRRL Y-27907, 2742 nucleotides. RefSeq lists its product as uncharacterized. Gene Ontology annotation, biological process: regulation of DNA-templated transcription; chromatin remodeling; DNA-templated transcription. The coding region runs from base 1 to 2742 and encodes 913 amino acids. Gene Ontology annotation, cellular component: HIR complex; nucleus. The transcript has a single exon. The record is from RefSeq and is a predicted model, not a curated record. Gene Ontology annotation, molecular function: nucleosome binding; protein binding. Lineage: Eukaryota; Fungi; Ascomycota; Pichiomycetes; Serinales; Debaryomycetaceae.